This is a messenger RNA of Zasmidium cellare ATCC 36951, 345 nucleotides long. RefSeq lists its product as uncharacterized. The record is from RefSeq and is a predicted model, not a curated record. NCBI's taxonomy places the organism in Eukaryota, Fungi, Ascomycota, Dothideomycetes, Mycosphaerellales, Mycosphaerellaceae. The transcript has a single exon. The coding region runs from base 1 to 345 and encodes 114 amino acids.
AUGCCGAAGAACCAAGUCCGAAAAACCGCCCUUGGCCGACAGCUGAAAGACGACCCCGUCUCAAAACGCCGGGAGGCAGAACUGCAUCGACGCCGUGUCACAUCAGACUUCACGAUACAUGUCGCCCUACGCUCAAGCAUGCAGCUAAAUCCUCAUCGUCGGCUGGUGGAUCAACCAGCCAUCCGAAGGCUUUACCUCGACGCUCCUCCAACACCGCAUGCACGCAUGUGCCCACCGGGUCCUGAAUCCUUUGGCCCGAACCUUUUCGAUCCACGACAUGCUCUGCAUGAUGAGGCGCAACCCAAUGAGCUCGGGGUCCACUGCACCGACGGCAAGGCCGCAUGA